Molecule: messenger RNA, 5373 nt
Organism: Sceloporus undulatus (fence lizard)
Lineage: Eukaryota; Metazoa; Chordata; Lepidosauria; Squamata; Phrynosomatidae
Gene: MYOM2
Product: myomesin 2
Exons: 37
Coding region: 162-4559 (1465 amino acids)
Molecular function (GO): protein binding
Source: RefSeq, a predicted model, not a curated record
UCCAUAAAUGGGAGGCAAGGGGCAGUAGCCUUCCUUUAGAGUUAGACAUUAUUUUUGUUUUCCUCAGCCCAGAGCUUGCUAAGCUGGGUAAAGCUGUUCCUCCCCUCUGCUUUGCCAUAUUGACAUCUCAUUAGGAACAGUGAGAAGAAGCAGGUUCCAACAUGUCAUCUAAGAGAGUGCCAUUCUAUCAAAGGAGACACAAGCAUUUUGACCAGUCCUAUCACAACAUUCAGACAAGAUAUUUGCUUCAGGAAUAUUCAGCAAGGAGGGCUGCUUCUAGACAGGCUGCUUCCUACCAGACAUCUUCUGACUUGGGAAAGACAACAUGUGUACUUUGUGCCAGGAGACAGCAUGCCCUUUCUGAUGUUUUCUUCUGUUCACGCAGGAGUCAGGAGCAAAGGUCCCAGCACUGGAGUGAACAGAGGAGAAUCCGGUAUGUCAAGAGCUUGGCUUCUUUGGAAGAGGAGCUUCGCACAGCCAAGCUCCUUGCUAGAGAACAACUGGAUAAAGUCACCAUACAGAGAAUGGUACAAGAGAAAAUGGCACUGGAAAGGUAUUCUGUUGAAGAGAGCAUUAGUCGAGCCCCUGAAAUUCUGGUACGGCUCCGGUCUCAUACUGUUUGGGAAAGAAUGUCCGUCAAGCUUUUCUUCACCGUCCAAGGAUUUCCCACUCCUGUUGUACAAUGGUACAAAAAUGAAGAACUGAUUACUCCUGCAAGCGAGCCUGGAAAGUACAGGAUUGAAAGCAAAUAUGGAGUGCAUGUGUUGGAAAUAAACAGAGCUAACUAUGACGACACUGCUACUUAUACUGCAGUGGCAACAAAUGUACAUGGACAGACAUCAACCAAUGCUGCUGUCAUUGUGAGAAGAUACAGAGGGGAUGAAGAGCCCUAUCCUGCUGGAAUUAUAUCUGGUCACUUGCCAAUGCCACUAGACAUCUGUUUCACCCAUUUUGAUGUGCAGUUUUUGGAGCGGUUUGGCAUCACUUUUGGUGUGGAGGGGGAAACACUUACUCUCAGAUGUGGUCUCCUGGUGACACCUGAGCUGAAUCGUCUUCGGCCACGGGCUGAGUGGUACAGAGAUGAUGUGCUGAUCAAGGAAUCCAAAUGGACAAAGCCCUUCUUUGGAGAAGGUCAGGCAGCACUAUCUUUCACCCACCUGAACAAGGAUGAUGAAGGCUUGUACACCCUGCGCAUAGUCUCAAAAGGAGGGGUCAGUGAAUACAGUGCAUUUCUGUUUGUGAAAGAUGCUGAUGCACUGGUAAUGGGGGCACCAGGAGCACCAAUGGAUGUGAAAUGCCAUGAUGCGAACAGAGAUUAUGUUAUAGUUACUUGGAAACCACCAAACACAACUCAUGAAGCUCCAGUUAUUGGAUAUUUUGUAGACAGGUGUGAGGUGGGUACUGAAAAUUGGGUUCAGUGCAAUGAUGCUCCUGUAAAAAUCUGCAAAUACCCAGUGACUGGAUUGUUUGAAGGACGCUCCUAUGUAUUCCGUGUGAGGGCAGUCAACCAAUCUGGCAUCAGCAGGCCAUCCAGAAUCUCUGAGGCAGUAGCAGCUCUUGACCCCUUGGAUUUGGAGAGGCUUCAGACUAUUCACCUGGAUGAAGGCAAGCAAAUUGUAAUCUAUCAAGAUGACCUUGAAGGCGACAUUAAGAUUCCAGGACCUCCCACCAACGUACACGCCUCAGAAACCAGCAAAACAUAUGUUGUACUCAGCUGGGAUCCACCUGUUCCCCGUGGCAAAGAGCCAUUAUCAUAUUUCAUUGAGAAGUCCAUGGUUGGCAGUGGGAGCUGGCAGAGGGUCAAUGCUCAAGUGGCAGUGAGAUCUCCUCGCUAUGCAGUAUUUGAUCUGGCAGAGGGAAAACCGUAUGUGUUCCGUGUAUUGUCAGCAAACAAGCAUGGCCUUAGUGAUCCUUCUGAAAUAACACCGCCCAUUCAAGCACAAGAAGGCAUUGUUGUUCCAUCUGCCCCGGGACGUAUUGUGGCAACAAGAAACACCAGGACCUCUGUUAUUGUACAGUGGGACAAACCAAAACAUGAAGAAGAUCUGUUUGGCUAUUAUAUUGACUGCUCUGUAGUGGGAUCAAAUCACUGGGAACCCUGUAACCAUAAGCCUAUCAAGUACAAUCGGUUUGCUGUGCAUGGCUUGGCAACAGGAGAGAAAUACAUCUUCCGUGUCAAGGCUGCAAAUGCAGUGGGAAUGAGUGAAAAUUCUCAAGAGUCUGAACCUAUAACAGUACAGGCAGCUCUCACCUGCCCAUCCUAUCCUUAUGGUGUCACACUUCUCAGCUGUGAUGGCCAUUCAAUGACCAUUGGCUGGAAACUUCCAAGAUACAGUGGCGGAUCACAUAUUCUGGGUUAUUACAUUGACAAACGGGAGGUACACCACCACAACUGGCAUGAAGUCAACUCUUCCCUUGUUAAUGAAAGGAUUUAUACGGUAGAGGAUUUGAUAGAAAAUGCAUAUUAUGAAUUCAAAAUUGCUGCUGCCAAUAUAGCUGGCAUAGGGCAGCCUUCUGAGCCCAGUGAGCAUUUCAAAUGUGAGGCAUGGACUAUGCCUGAACCCGGUCCUCCCUAUGAUCUUACGUUUUGUGAGGUCAGGAAUACAUCUCUUGUGAUUCUUUGGAAGGCUCCUAUCUACAUUGGUAGCAGCCCUGUUACUGGAUAUUUUGUGGACUAUAAGGAGGAAGAUGGGGAAGAAUGGAUCACAUUCAAUGAGAAACCAACUUCACGCCGUUACCUAAAGGUCACUGAAUUACAUGAAGGCAAAUGUUACUUAUUCAGAGUUCGCCCAGUGAAUGAUGCUGGCAUAGGCAAGCCAUCAGAUGUUUCUGAAGCUGUGCUUGUUCAGGCAAAACCAGACACCAAGGAAAUCACUGCAGGUGUGGAUGAAGAAGGCAAUAUUUACCUUGCCUUUGACUGCAAAGAAAUUUCAGAUGCUUCUCAUUUUACUUGGAGUAAAUUCUAUGAAGAGAUAGAUGAUUCUGAAAAGUUUAAAGUGGAAACAGCUGGAGAGCACUCCAAACUCUAUUUUAAAAAACCCGACAAGGAAGAUUUGGGGACAUAUGCUGUGGCUGUUAGUGAUACUGAUGGCGUCUCAUCAAGUUUCGUUAUGGAUGAGGAAGAACUUGAACGUCUGAUGGCUCUAAGUCAUGAAAUCAGGAAUCCAACUAUUCCUCUGAAGUCUGAAUUAGCCUAUGAGAUUUUGGACAGAGGACAAGUUCGUUUCUGGCUUCAGACAGAGAGCAUUUCAGCUGAUGCCAGCUAUAGAUUUGUAAUCAAUGACAGUGAAGUUGUCAACAGUGAGACACAUAAAAUUAAAUGUGAUCAUUCAAGUGGUAUAAUUGAGAUGAUCAUGGACCGCUUUACUAUUGAAAAUGAAGGUACUUAUACUGUCCAGCUCCAAGAUGGAAAAGCCAAGAAUCAAUCUUCAUUAGUUCUUAUAGGUGAUGCAUUCAAGGCUGUCUUGGCUGAGGCUGAAUUCCAGAGAAAGGAGUUCCUGAGGAAACAAGGUCCUCAUUUUCUGGAGUAUUUGUAUUGGGACAUUUCAGAAGAAUGUGAAGUGUUGCUGCUCUGUAAAGUAGCAAAUACCAAGAAGGAGACCUUUUUCAAUUGGUACAAAGAUGGAGCUGGACUUGAGCUUGAAGAGGCGCCCGAUCUGCAGAAAGGAGUGUGCUGCUUCACUAUUUCAAGGCUGUCUAAAAAAGAGCAAGGUGAAUAUAAGGCAACACUGUCAGAUGAUCGAGGUCAAGAUAUCUCUGCUCUUGAUGUGUCAGGGAAAGUGUAUGAUGACAUGAUUCUGGGAUUGAGUAGAGUCAGUGGUAAAUCUGCUUCUGAACUGAAGAUCCACUGCACUCCAGAAGGAAUAAGGCUUCAGUGUUUCAUGAAGUACUACACAGAGGAAAUGAAAGCAAGUUGGUAUCACAAGGAGUCUAAGAUUUCUUCUAGUGAAAAGAUGAGGAUUGGAGGGAGUGAUGAAAUUGCCUGGAUGCAGAUUUGUGAGCCUACAGAAAAGGAUAAAGGGAAAUACACCUUCGAGCUGUUUGAUGGCAAGGAAGCCUAUAAGCGGACGAUAGAUCUAUCUGGGCAAGCAUAUGAUGAUGCGUUUGCAGAAUUCCAGAGACUCAAGGCUGCAGCUUUUGCUGAGAAGAAUCGUGGUAAAGUGAUUGGUGGAUUACCUGAUGUCGUAACCAUAAUGGAAGGCAAGACCUUGAAUCUGACCUGCACGGUGUUUGGUAAUCCUGACCCUGAAGUGGUUUGGUUCAAGAAUGACAAGGAGCUUGAACUUAAUGACCACUAUGUAGUUCAGCUGGAGCAAGGAAAAUAUGCCAGUCUGGUAAUCAAAGGUGUGGCAUCGGAGGAUUCAGGGAAGUACAGCAUCAACGUCAAGAACAAGUAUGGUGGCGAGAUGGUGGAUGUGACCAUAAGUGUUUAUAAACAUGGCGAAGAGGUGCCAGAAGUUAAACCUGCUGCAGGAAGUAGUAGAAUUAAACCAAUACCUCCAGAACCAGUUCAAGAAUCCUCCAAGAAGGAUAAAGCUGGGAAAAGUAGCAAGAAGUAGAUUUGGAAAGGGGGUGGGUGAAGCUGUAGUUCUUUUUUUCCCCCUGUAGUUUUUCUUAAAUAGAUAACUGACAAUGUCAAAGGAAUAGUUAGGCUUUUUGAAGUGUGUGCCAGAGUCUCAUUUGUCUCACAAUACCACCUCCAUAUGCAAUCACAUCAUUAGGAAGAGAAAUGUUACUCAGCUUGCCAAAAACAAAAGAUCAUUACAGUGGCAGCUGUCAUUAACUUAUAUUUUGUUCACUCAUUAUUAUAUCCAUGGGGUGCAACUCUGCCUACUGCAACUGUGGCCUAUAUCCAGCAUUGUCCUAGCAGUUGGUUGCUACUAUGAUGAAACCCCCUGCCAGAAAGCUGGCUCUGGUGAGAGUCUCGUUCCCCUCCAGAUAUAGGGGAAUGUAGGGGGAGGAAGUUUCACCCCACAUGGUUUUGAUGAUGGAAGCAGCUCAGUCAGGGGAGGUACCCCAUUAGAUCCUGGCCUGCAAUAGCAAGACAAAUUAGUUACAAAAAAGGAAAUAUUGCUUCUUAAUCUGAGAUUAUUCUCAGUGCUUUUGUUAAAACCCCACUCAGUGCUUUAGUUAAAACCCCACCGAACUCCAAUGGGCUACAGUGAUGCACUCCUAUGCAAGAUUGCAGCCUCAGAAAAAUCAGAUGAACUGAAAAAGGAAUGACCUUCUAAGUUCCCCUUUGCAUAAUUGCUACUUUUUAGUGCAAACUGACCUUUGGUACCAUUUUAUCAUCACCUUUGACUUGUUUAAGCCAUUGGUUUCACUGUUUGUUUGUUUCCCCCUGCUUUGUGCUAAUAAAAACUUGAAAAGUCA